This is a messenger RNA of Arvicola amphibius (Eurasian water vole), 4623 nucleotides long. It is a transcript of the gene Thsd1, whose product is annotated as thrombospondin type 1 domain containing 1. Lineage: Eukaryota; Metazoa; Chordata; Mammalia; Rodentia; Cricetidae. The transcript is spliced from 3 exons. Gene Ontology annotation, cellular component: cell periphery. The coding region runs from base 437 to 2992 and encodes 851 amino acids. The record is from RefSeq and is a predicted model, not a curated record.
AUCCAUCUAAAACCUUCCUCCUCACCCAAGUGGAGAACACUGGUUCUUUUUUUCUGGUAAAAAUUCCUAAAUGCUUAUCUUGAAUAGUAACUUUGAAGAGAAGCGAGUAUCUUACAUUUUAAAUGAUCUACAGGAAUAAUCCGUAUUGUGCCAUUUAAACCAAACUUUCUCUGAACACCAGAAAAUUAUUAAAGUAAGAAACGUGAGGGGCUGAGUUCCGAGCCCGGGACCUGUCAAUUAUCCUUCUACCUUCACAGUUAUUCACUGCAGUUAGGUGUUACAUGUUGUGAAUUCAGAGUGGUUAUCACUGUCCACCAUUGUCAACGUCAGGGGGAUGAGAGAACACAGCUCUUAGAAAGGAAAAAGCGGGGUGCUUCUUAGUUCCUGUGGGUCAUUCUGUAAUGUCCUUGGCUUGCUUCCUCUUUCUCUUCAUUGCAUGGCUGGUAGUUCAACUCAAGCUCACCCUUUAACAUACAGUUCUGACCAUUGCCUUCCAGUCCUCGGAGAAGCCGAGUACCUCCUCUUGCGAGAGCCGGCGGUCCACGUGGCCCUGAGCGACAGAACGGUAUCUGUGGAUUUCCACUCCUUCGGUGACGCAAAUGGGACACUGAGGAACGUGUCUGUCAUGCUGUGGGAGGCCAACACCAAUCAGACUCUCACCACGAAGUACCUCCUGACCAACCAGUCCCAGGGGACUCUCCAGUUCGAGUGCUUCUUCUUCCAGGGGGCUGGUGACUACUGGUUUGUAAUGACUCCGGAAGUGACGGACAAUGGCACGCAAGUUCCCGGCUGGGAGAAAAGUGCCUUUCUGAAGGUGGAAUGGCCCAUCUUUCACAUUGAUUUGAAUCGGACAGCCAUGGCUACAGAAGGCACCUUCCAGGUGGGCCUUUUUACCACUCAACCGCUCUGCCUGUUUCCAGGGGACAAGCCGGACAUGCUGGUGGAUGUGGUUUUCACCGACAGUCUCCCGGAAGCAAGAACAACAGGGCAGCCGCUGGAGAUCAGAGACACCAAAAGGACAGAACUCGCUCAAGUUCAAUGGGUUGAGUUUGGCUGUGCACCCGUAGGGGUGGAAGCCUACGUCACUGUGACGCUGAAGCUUUGGGGUCAAGACUCAGUCAUCACGUCUGUAGGACCUAUUGACCUGGCCCAAAAAUUCGGAUACACAUUGGCGAUGGCACCGGAAGUCACGUGUGAGUCUGUGGUGGAGGUGACGGUCCUGCCUCCUCCUUGUGUCUUUGUCCAAGGAGUGCUUGCUGUUUACAAAGAGGCCCCCAGACACCCGGGGGAGAGGACUUCGCAGCUGGCUGAAAACAGCCUGUCCCUGGGAGAGAAGAGCACAGUGUUUAACUGCACUUUGUUUGAUGUGGGGAAGAACAAAUACUGCUUUAAUUUUGGAAUUUCAAGGAAAAGCCAUUUUUCUGCAAAGGAGUGCAUGCUAAUUCAGAGAAAUAUAGAGUCUUGGGGACCAUGGCAGCCGUGGAGUCAAUGUAGCAACACGUGCGGGGAGGCUGUCCGAGAACGGCGCCGCGCGUGUCUCGCUUCUUUCCCCUCCAGACCCAGCUGCUCUGGAGUAUCCUCAGAGACCUCUUCAUGCUCCCUGGAGGAGUGUGCUGUAUUCCGGCCGCCGGGCCCAUCGCCUAUUCCGCCCCAGGGUCCGGUGAAGUCCAACAACGUCGUGACUGUCACAGGGAUAUCCCUGUGCUUGUUCAUCAUCAUUGCCACAGUGCUCGUCACUCUCUGGAGGAGGUUCGGCAGAGCUCCCAAAUGCAGCACCCCUGCCCGACACAACUCCAUCCAUACCCCUGGCUUCCGGAAGAACUCGGAUGAGGAGAACAUCUGCGAGCUGAGCGAGCCUCGGGGAAGCUUCUCCGAUGCCGGUGACGGACCCAGGGGAAGCCCAGGGGACACAGGCAUCCCUCUGACUUACAGGUGCAGUGCUCCAGCGGCUCCUGACGACGAGGCCUCUGGCAGUGAGAGCUUCCAGUCCAACGCCCAGAAGAUCAUCCCGCCCCUGUUCAGCUACCGCCUGGCCCAGCAGCAGUUGAAGGAGAUGAAGAAGAAAGGGCUGACUGAGACCACCAAAGUGUACCACGUGUCUCAGAGUCCCCUGACGGACACUGUCGUGGAUGCCGCUGCCAGUCCUCCCUUAGACCUGGAAUGCCCCGAAGAAGCAGCAGCAGCGAGCAAGUUCCGAAUCAAGUCUCCAUUUCUGGACCAGCCUGUGGCAGGCACCGGGGAAAGGCCGCCCUCCAGGCUGGAUGGCGUCGUGCCUCCGCCCAGCUGUGCGGUCAGUCCCAGCCAGACCCUGAUCCGCAAGUCGCAGUUGAGGUCAACCGUGGGGAGAGAGGGUUCAUCUGAGAGGUGCCACUCCAGAAGUUCCCUCUUCAGGAGGACUGCUAGUUUCCACGAAGCCAAGCAGUCCCGCCCAUUCCGGGAGAGGAGCUUGUCUGCGCUAACUCCCCGCCAGGUCCCUGCCUAUAGUUCAAGGAUGCGGACCUGGGACCAGAUAGAGGAUAGGUCCAGGCCUCCUAGUCGAAGUGCCCACCUGCUUCCAGAGAGAUCAGAGCACUUCCAAGGGGCAGGUCGGGCCAGCAGUCCCUUGGGCCCUCUCUCCAAAUCUUACACUGUGGGGCAUCCCAGGAGGAAACCGGACUCUGGGGAUCGCCAGGCAGGGUUGGUGGCAGGAGCUGAGAAAACGGAGCCUCACCGAGCUCACAGGGGACCGUCCCCCAGUCACAGGAGUGUUUCACGGAAGCAGCCUUCACCCAUUUUCCCCAAAGAUAGCUACCAGAAAGUCAGCCAGCUCAGCCCUUCUCACUGCAGAAAAGAUAAAUGUCAGAGCUUUCCCAUCCACCCAGAGUUCGCCUUCUAUGACAACACCUCUUUCCGCCUCACUGAGGCUGAGCAGAGAAUGCUGGACCUCCCGGGAUACUUCGGCUCCAACGAAGAGGAUGAAACCACACUUAGCGUGGAGAAGUUGGUCAUCUAGGCUAGGAAGCUGCAGGACCCACCCAGGGCCCUUUACCCAGCUGGCAGUAGCCACUGCUCACAUACUUUGUUAACUAUAUUGUAUAACUGUGGGAAUUGGUUCAAAACCCAGAGGGGUGUGUGCGUGCGUGCGUGCGUGCGUGCGUGCAUGCGUGCGUGUGUAUGUGUGUGUGCAUGUGCUCACUGAGAAGUUAUUUAUCCUGAAUGUUUAUCCUGAAAGUUUCUUUUUGUUAUCCCUUUUCUAUCAGCUUAUUACUGCUAAUAAAAUUUAAGUGAGGCAAAUGUAUGAUGCAUUUUGAACACUACACUGGAUGUUUCCAACUUUGGAAUCUGGAAGCUUCUCCCAAAGGGGAGGAGCCAUCGGCUGCUUGCCUCCCUGUGCAAAACUAUUAUAGGCGCGUCCUUGUAACUUGCUUUGUUGUGCGGUAAGGACUAAACAAAGAGCCUAAAAAUGGGGCUACUUCUUUCUGAAGGUUGUCACCCAGGUACCAAGUGGCAUAAAUCCUUGCAGCUCAGUGGCCUAAUGACUAUUCAGGAUCCCCUUAAAUAGCUACUUUUUCUUCUUUUUCACAGUGCCCUCUGUGCUGCCACACCCAUCCUGCUUUUAGAUUGUUUUCCUUCCUUCCGUGUAUCAGGAUGUCGCCCUCCUGGUGAGGGUUCAGACGGGGAAAGUCGCAGAUGUAAACACGGUAGUUUCAAACGUUAAUAUUUGGUGAGCUGCCGCUUGUGCCGUUUUCAUUGAACAUUAAAAUGUGCUUCCUUUGGGGCGGCUUUCGGGAUGGCUAUCUGCUCUGCCGGAACAGGAGGGGUAGAUUGUCCAGGCUUUCUGACAGCCGCUGUGCCGAUGAAAGGAGAGGCAGGCCGGGUACUCUCCAGUGUCUUUAUUUAUCGCACCAGAGCUUUGUUCUUGAUCCAAGCUCGCAGGUCUGUGUGCCAGCCUUUGACACACAGGGCACAUGCUCACUCGCUUGUCCCAGAGCUCCCAGGGGAUUGUCCAGCGGUAUCAGACCGAGACCAAAACAGCUUUGGAGAAAUGAAGAUUCAAGAGGAGCACUAUGGGCUGAAAGGCUUUCUGUUCAGUGAUGUUCACCAUCGGCCUAGUUUUCUGGGGCUCUCCCCAACGGUGAACCCUGGCCUCCGAGAGAAAAGAUGUGUCAUGCGGUCUUCAGCGCGUAAGCUGUAGAUUUCCGUAGAAAGGUUUUCUGUUUCUAACCACGGCGUCUCCAUGCACUAGCCCCAGUGGCUGCUGUAGAGUGGGGGCCCCAGAAAGGUAAAUGGCCAACUAGGGAAAUGCCUUGAAACCCAUUUGUAGUUGAAUUAGAAUGAUUCUUUGUAAUACGUCACACUGUAAAUCACAGAAAGGAAAUAUGUUCGGGAGAGAUUAUGAGAUUUCCGUUUAUAGAGGUCUCCAUAAAUGAAAGUAUUUUUUAUUUUUAUUUUUUUGGUAUUAUUGACUUGUGUGUUUCCAACCAUCCUCUGAACUCUUAGUGAGGCUUAGACAACAUUUUGCUAGUUCUGUGUUUCAAAUUAUCUCAUUAUAUGUGAUACUGGCAAUCUCCAUAAGCAUUAUACAUUUUAAGUAUUAUUGUCUGUGUCCCAAACAGUCCUGUCUGUCAUGUAUCUGCUCACUUA